UAACCACCAAAAACUCAUCAGAAUCAAAACUGUAAACAAGAAUCGUUCCCUCCGGCCUUUAGUAGAGAAAUAAAAACAUCCUCCGGCCUGCAGCAUCUUGAGUCUCUGCAGAUCAGAAACAAACAGCCACACGAUGGAUGAGAAGUGAAACUGUAACUCCAUUUUUUUUUUUAAAUCCAAACCUCAAAACUUUUCACUUCAAUGAAUAAAUCGGCUUUAUGUGCAGUUUGUCACAUGUGGAUGUCGGAUUAGCAGUGUAUGAAAAAAUAAUAAUAGCCAAAGAGAAAACCUAAAACGAAGAGCAAACACAACCAUAGAAUAAUGAACUCUGAGUCCUUUCUCUUUAUAUGAUAAACCACGAGAAUUUGUAGAUCAGUGCGGACACGAAGACGAGUUCUGUGCGUUCAAUCAGAGCUGCUGCUGAAGAUCAUCUCCAUGAACGAGUCAUCUUUGUGCUCGUUAAAUUACUUAUUUAUGGUUUAUUUAUUCAGGACAGACACAAUAUACAUGACUGGAAACAGACAUCCAGUGCAAGUAACAGUGCGGGUUAAUUGCGGGGGGGGAAAAAAGUCUUCAUUUGUAACUUAUAAAGUCAUUUUAUGGAUUCAGAAUUAUUGCUUUGUUCAACCAAAAGUUUCAAAUAGAUUGUUUUUUAAAGUUUGUUGUCUUGCCUUCAGCGUCCGUCCUGACUAUUCAGACGCUGACUUUUUAAAACUUUGUUGACACUUUAAAUGAAGGUCACAGUAUUCACCAUUAGUUGCUUAUGAGCAUGUUAAUUCGUAGCAUACUGGCUGAUUAUAUUAUAUCAUUAUCAUACAGAUCGGACGGUAGGCUGACAGGGUUUCGAUGACAUCAUAUGUCAGUUGUUGUCUCACUUCUCUUUGUACCUUUUUUUUCUGUCGUGUUUAUCUCACUUCCUCCUUGUUGUGUUUCUGUUUGUGUUUCAUCUGAUCACUUCACUCUGUCUCACUCGCAGGUUUCCCACAGAGACCAUGGCUCUGUGACGUCAUUUCACCAACUUAGUUUUUAACGUGUGGAAGUGCCAUGGCCCCGCCGAAUGGCUACUCCAUCAACUCCAGCCCUGUGGAUGAGAGCGAGGACGGGGAACCCCUCAUCGAGAGGGAUGCAGUUCCUUCACAGUGCUGCUCGGCUCGGCUCAACCUGGCCUUCCUCAUGUUUUUGGGGUUCGCUGUAGUCUACGGUCUGCGGGUCAACCUCAGUGUUGCCAUGGUAGCCAUGGUGAACGUCACCGAUCCCAAACCGGCCCCCAACAGCUCCAUAGUCCACGCUUGUCCUCUGCCAGCGGGGAUGGACAACACCAGUGAUACUUUCUCACAACCUGACGGGAUCCCUCAGUACCCGUGGGACUCAGAGACUCAGGGUUGGCUGCUGGGAGCUUUCUUCUUCGGAUACCUGUGCACACAGAUCCCGGGGGGGUACCUGUCUGGUCACUACGGGGGGAGACUCUUCUUUGGUUUGGGGGUGCUGGGCACGGCUGUCCUCACGCUGCUCACUCCUCUGGCCGCCCAGAUGGGGAUCUACUGGCUGUUUGCACUGAGAGCUCUGGAGGGCUUUGGAGAGGGUGUGACGUUCCCCACCAUGAUGGCGAUGUGGGCCCGAUGGGCUCCCCCUCUCGAGCGUUCACGCCUGAUGACCCUGUCCGGCUCUGGGGCAAACUUCGGGGCCUUUUUGUCUCUGCCUCUCACCGGCUACAUCUGUGAAACUUUAGGCUGGCCGGCUGUCUUCUACCUCUGUGGUAGUGCUGGGUGUCUCUGGGCAUUUUUUUGGUUUGUUUUUGUGUCAGAUGACCCUCGCACACAUCGUCGAAUCAGCGAAGAAGAGAAGGAUUACAUCAUAAGCUCCAUUGGACCUCAGGGUACAGGUCAUGGCUGGUCCGUGCCCCUGCUGCCCAUACUGCUGUCGGUCCCCAUGUGGGCCAUCAUCAUCUGCCAGAUGUGCUCAAACUGGUCCUACUACACGCUGCUCACCUCACUGCCCACCUACAUGAACAACAUCCUGCACUUUGACCUCAAAUCUAAUGGUUUCCUGUCCGCUCUGCCGUACCUCGGGGCCUGGAUUGCUUCCACGCUGUCGGGUAUCUUAGCGGACAGCCUCAUCGAGAGGAAAGUGUUCAGCGUCACCACCGUACGAAAGAUUUUCACACUCGCAGGUGUGUUGCCAGGCGCAGCCUUCCUCGUGGCUGUGGGUUACUCCGGCUGCAGCCACAUCCUCACCAUCACCUUCCUCACCCUCUCCACGACCAUCGGCGGAACCAUGGCCUGUGGAGUCUACAUCAACCAGAUAGACAUCGCUCCUCGGUAUGCAGGAUUUCUUCUGGGAAUCACAAACACAUUCGGGACCAUCCCUGGAGUCUUGGCACCCAUUGUUACAGGAUACUUUACUGAGGAGCACACCCUGGCAGGCUGGAGGAUGGUCUUCUGGCUGGCAGCCGGGCUCAACGUCGGGGGGGCCUUAGUCUACACGUUGUUCGGUACCGGAAAGAUCCAGCCGUGGGCCGUCACAGAAGAGGAGGCAACCGAGGUGGAGAAAAACAGGAGCACAUCCAUCGUCACAUAAAACAGAAAUAUGCAGACGAGUACAUUCAACGAACACAUAAACUCAAGAAGCUGAUGAUGCACAGCUGAAAGACUUUCAAAAGGUUGGCGGACCUUGAAUAGAUGUACAAAUUAUAGGGAUACGUGCAGCAUCUGCAGCCUGCACACAUGGCAUGUGUACUUUUUUUUAUUCUGUCAUUGGACCAGGCUUGUUCAAGCAUUACUGAAUAACUGAAAACAGACAUUUUUUUAUAGCGUUUGCUGUUUCUUUUUUUUUAAAUCAAAACGCCUCUACUGUUGUGGAGUUUAAACUAUGUCUGCUUUUGUAGAAAAUAUUUGAACUGGUUUUAAAUGAAUUCCAGAUAUGAGCAGUUUUACCUUUUGAAAGCAGGAAACUUUCAGAGAGAACAGCACAUUGACGUGCGUUAUUGCUACAUCAAAGACGGAUUGAAUAUUUGCUAACAUGCAUCAACGUCUGCUGGAUAUUCACAACCUCUAUCAAUCUGAAAUAGUCCUUGUUUUUACUCUUGUUGUCUUUACUGUUUGUUAGUACGACUGGGACAAAGUCUGAGCCAUUGGACCCCGCGUGCCAAAGAUCUCAUGGGGGGGCACGAGGCUCUGUCUGCUCUGAGGUCAUCAAAACUAGAUUUGCACAUAUUAACUGAAUAAUGCGGCGGAGUAUAAGGGCCACCUUUUUUAAAGAAAUUCCCCUAAAGAUUAAAUUUCAAGAUUAAAGUUUUACAUUUAUUAUAUUAAUUUAGUAAUUCCAUUUAAAUUAGGCUAUGGUUAAAAAUUUUAUCCUGAAAGGUUGUAUCAGAAGAGCAGCCUGUCGUAAAUGUACGACUUUCUUCUCUUACAACUUUAUUCUCAUAAAUGUCAGAUUUUUUCCCCCUUUAAUGUGGCCCUAAUACUCCUUCGUGAAGAAAUUAUAACACGCUGACUGAAUAGUUCAUCCAAAGCUCUGUAGCUAACUCAAAAAAUAUCUGGCUCCUUAGUCCGUCACACCUCUUGUUCAGGUUGUAGUGAAAACAAUUACACUUCACAUUCAUUCUUGACAGCAGAAGACUUAUGCUGAAUCUCAGGUGAGACCAAAACAACAAACAACAACGUUUUGUUUUGUAACCGUAACGAGAUGGGACUGAUGUUUUUUUGUUUGUUUGUUUUUUAUGAACAAACUUUCCAGCUUUAUCUUGUUUUCUAACGACUUCUCGACCGUCUUGUGGGACCAAAAGAAGCACUUUAAACACACAGAAACCAAAAAGCCUUACGCUUGAUAACGUGCCAGUAUAUCACAAUAAAUCAUCUCAUUUAGUGUUUUAUCCAAUCUUUUCACUCAGAAGACCAAAGCACUUUCAACUGCCAGGAUUUGAAUACUGACUUAUUUUUGUGUUUCUAUGAACGAUGUGGAUGUGCCGUGUUGUAAUAGUUUCACUGCCGGUUUUUAAAGUUCCUUAUCUGUUAUGAUUGUUGUUUUUUUUUACAGCGACACUUUAAAACAAACAUCGCACACAUUCUCGUCAGCUCAUGUCAAAGUGCACUGUGAUCGUAAACUCAUGAAGUUUUUUAAACGGAUGCAAUAAUGUAUUUACCUCUCUGUGCUUUGAGGAUGUGUGAUGUGCUACAAACGUGUAAAAAUAUAUUUGUGUAAUACUUUGUAUUGUACAGUGAAAUGAAUCAAGUUUGUUAAACUUUGAAGACCAAAA
Labrus bergylta (ballan wrasse) is the source of this 4258-nucleotide messenger RNA. The record is from RefSeq and is a predicted model, not a curated record. NCBI's taxonomy places the organism in Eukaryota, Metazoa, Chordata, Actinopteri, Labriformes, Labridae.